CUUCCUCAUCGGUGAGCCCAUUGAAAGCGGUCCCAGUCAGCUCAUGUUAAAACGACCAGCCUGCCUGUGCCUUACCAACGCUCGUCUUAUUCGCGUCAACCUUUAGCCUUCAGCCUGCCGCAUUGGGGUGAUGCAACAAGGACAGAGGAUGUCCAUCCAUCCAUCAGUCCUCCCGGCUUCUUAAACGCACGAUGACGGCCAUUCAGGAGACAAAGGAGCUCUUCAGGAGAGCAGAUGCUGUCUGCUUUGAUGUGGACAGUACAGUCAUCAAGGAAGAGGGCAUCGACGAGCUCGCCAAAUUCUGUGGCGUGGGGGAUGCGGUCAGAGAGAUGACUCGUAAAGCCAUGGGCGGCUCCAUGACGUUUAAGAAGGCCCUCACUGAGCGUCUCUCCAUCAUCCGAUGUUCCAGAGAACAAGUAAACAAACUCAUAACGGAUCACCCUCCUCAGCUGACUCCGGGCAUAAAGGAGCUUGUAGACCGUCUGCACGAGCGCAACAUAAAGGUGUUCCUCAUUUCCGGCGGUUUCCGAUGUAUCGUCGAGCAUGUGGCCUCCCAGCUGAACAUCCCUCUGCAUCACGUCUACGCCAACAGGCUCAAGUUCUAUUUUAACGGGGAAUACGCGGGUUUUGAUGAAACCCAGCCCACGGCUGAAAGCGGCGGCAAAGGAAAAGUGAUAAGCAUGUUGAAGGAGCAGCACGGCUUCAAAACAGUGGUGAUGGUCGGAGAUGGCGCCACUGACCUGGAGGCCUGCCCCCCCGCUAGUGCUUUUAUCGGCUUUGGAGGAAACGUCAUCAGAGCUCAAGUCAAGGAGAGAAGUUCCUGGUACGUGACGAGCUUUGAUGAGCUGCUGAAGGAGCUGGAGAAGAUUUAAAUAUGCUAGAGUAAUCCUACUAACUUAACCUUUUAUAUUUGCACUCAAAAGGUGUGCCAGUGAAGUUUUUUUUAUCUAUUCCACACUAGAUUUUUAUAAUGAUAAUGCUUCACCUUAAUGUUGAUUUUUGUACUAAAAAAAGUAACCAAACACUGAGUGUACAAUAAGAAUUUAGUGUUUUUUUUUGCACUUUUCGCAUCAAGCCUAAUAACUUGUAGGUUUUAUAUUGUGGCAUGUGCAAUGAGAACCGUGUUAGAAACGCAUUCAGUACUAAGAGCUCUAACCUGAUUUAACUGGCACGACUUUAAGGAGGAUCAGAAUUAAAGACAAGAACGUGCUCUAAAA
This is a messenger RNA of Fundulus heteroclitus (mummichog), 1217 nucleotides long. RefSeq names its product phosphoserine phosphatase (gene psph). Gene Ontology annotation, biological process: L-serine biosynthetic process; dephosphorylation. Gene Ontology annotation, molecular function: magnesium ion binding; L-phosphoserine phosphatase activity. The coding region runs from base 192 to 872 and encodes 226 amino acids. The record is from RefSeq and is a predicted model, not a curated record. NCBI's taxonomy places the organism in Eukaryota, Metazoa, Chordata, Actinopteri, Cyprinodontiformes, Fundulidae. Gene Ontology annotation, cellular component: cytoplasm. The transcript has 7 exons.